UGAUGAGAGUCAAAUUUGAGAGGUUGAAACCUGAAAGUGAGCUGCAGCUGGGUGUUGCACCUAAACCCAAAUCUCACAGCGACAUUGCAGCAGCAGUCCAGCAGCAGGCCUUGGACAGAUGAGAUCAUGCUGAAGGUAUUGUUAGAGGCACAGCUGCCUCAGGGCAUAGAAGUAGCGUUCCACUAUCUCAAAGGUGCCCUGCCGCCGAGGACGCCGUCCAAGAAAAAGCUCAAGCAGCCACUGCCCGAGACGCAGUUCCUGACGGUCUACGAGGCUGACUUACUCAUCCUGGCACUUGAGGUGCUCGUCUAUAAAGCUGAAAACCUGACAACAGUCUAUAUUUCCAAAGCAGACUCGACUGGCUGCCACUCGAAGGGAGUGUCUUUGUCGACACUCGCUCUAUGCUUUCUGAAACAGCUUCUCGCUCAACAGAUUGGCAAGGUCAGGCUGGUCCUGUUUGCACGCUCGCAACCGCAAUACUUGUUUCCUGGCUCUUCAGAAAAUGAGGGCAAGCAUCUCCUCGGAGAUCGAGAGCUAGUGCACUGGUGGGUUGGCAUCCUAGAGCGAUUGCGAGGCAUCUCAAAAGACGCAACUGCUUGCAUCAUUGUGCCUGGUUCAGACGACCAAGAAGUCGAGCGGACGUACUUGGCAGGGUACAAGGCCGGUUGGCGUGUUGGCUUCACAGAUUCUCCACAGGCCCUCGCCAAGGAUGUGCUCUUACGCUUCCCUGACGAUCCCAAGGCGCGCUUCCUAGAUCAGCUAUCGCUGGACAAGGCAAUUGACACCACCUCCCUUGCUCAAUUCUGGGAGCUCAUGGCUUACCGACAGGAAAUGUCAUCCGGACGUUCCGUCGCGUUCCUGCAACUGGAUACCGUUUCAGAGUACCCUGCAGAUACAAAUGUGCCAUCAUGGGAUUUUCUCGAUUUGUCAGACAAAAAGUUGGCGAUGCUCCGGGAUGAGCUUGGCGCCCAAACAUUCACGAGCAGAGAAGAGACUUUGUUGGCAUCGGAGCGGUGGUUGAGAUUGGUUCCUGCGUCAACUGAUGGCGAUGCGAAGCCUGUCUGCGUUUUUGGACGCGCUACGCUCAAGACUGUAGCGAAAGCUGAUGGCAAGACUAUCAAUGCUUCAAAGACGUCUGAGAUGCACAAAAGGCCAGCGUCAGACACCCAGCCUAAUAUUCUUGUGCCACGAAAGAGACAACGCCCAAAGCCUUGAGUUGAUCUUGACUCGAGCUUUCUUCCGGCAAGAUCAGUUACUUUUCAAGCUCAACAUCGUCAGGCUUGAUCUUGGGCUGUGCAUCAAAUGGGCCAGAAACGCUGUUGAUACUGCUUCGAGAUUCGGUCCACAUGCGGCCUAACAUCGCAUAUGUGCUGAAGGCCGUCAGAAUUUCAAAUUCGUCAAAAUUCACCGCUUCGGAGUCAUCUGGCUUAUAUUUUUGCUAUUCUACAAGUUGGUUGAUCUAUGGGUUGCUAAGGACAAUGUGGCGCAAGUAUAUGUCAGUGGCGGACAUAGUGCUUUCACAACUUCGAUACUUAUGGAAGCAUGGCUCAUAUGCAUAGUCACAUCCCCAGCAGGCGAAUGGCCGGAGAUACCAACAAACAACAAAUGCGUUGAAUUGUACCUAAGGCUCAUUCAAUGAGAUGGAGAAUGAGAGAACAUCUUGCAG
Messenger RNA from Protomyces lactucae-debilis, 1666 nucleotides. Its product is annotated as histone acetylation protein-domain-containing protein. The coding region runs from base 127 to 1215 and encodes 362 amino acids. The transcript has a single exon. NCBI's taxonomy places the organism in Eukaryota, Fungi, Ascomycota, Taphrinomycetes, Taphrinales, Protomycetaceae. Gene Ontology annotation, molecular function: histone H3K56 acetyltransferase activity. Gene Ontology annotation, cellular component: nucleus. Gene Ontology annotation, biological process: DNA damage response. The record is from RefSeq and is a predicted model, not a curated record.